This is a messenger RNA of Mycena indigotica, 3279 nucleotides long. Its product is annotated as Zn(2)-C6 fungal-type domain-containing protein. Gene Ontology annotation, biological process: regulation of DNA-templated transcription; ribosomal large subunit biogenesis. Gene Ontology annotation, molecular function: zinc ion binding; DNA-binding transcription factor activity, RNA polymerase II-specific. Gene Ontology annotation, cellular component: nucleolus. The transcript has 14 exons. The record is from RefSeq and is a predicted model, not a curated record. Bases 1 to 3279 code for a protein of 1092 amino acids. NCBI's taxonomy places the organism in Eukaryota, Fungi, Basidiomycota, Agaricomycetes, Agaricales, Mycenaceae.
AUGGCUAAUCCACGACAACGACGAAAACAGCGCUCCUCGACGCAUCGGGCGGUUUCACACUCUCGCCAUGCCCAAACUCAUCUGAAGAAGAUGCCCCCCAUUCGAGGUCCAUUCUCAAGUACACUAACUAAAGUCUGGGACCGAAAAAAAACAGUCAAGCAGAACUACGCUGCGCUCGGGCUUGCUCAUACGCUAAAUCCAUCGGCCGCAGGUGGGGUGGAGCCGACAGAGGGGUCUAAAGAAGCUGGACCUACGCCAUCAAUUCCAAAGGGUCAUGGCCGGAUUCUGCGAGAUGCUGAUGGAAAAAUUGUUGGAGUUGAGCUGGAAGAAGAACAAGAGCCAGAAUCUGUGACACUUGCAACGGAAGAUAAGUGGAUUGGCAGCGGAAAAACAAAAUCGACAUCUGGCGGGAUCGCACACGAACUCGAGCAACUUGUAGCCGGAGCCAAUCCAGGAGCGGGUCCGCGUCAUCCGUCCCGGCUUGAAGUGGCGUACUUGCAACGACUCGUAGACAAGCAUGGGAGUGACAUUCUACUUAUGGCUCGAGACAGAAAGCUAAAUCCCGAGCAAAGAACCGUGGGGGAAUUGAAAAGAGCACUCCGGCGAUGUGGGUUCGCGCUUGAGGCGAUUUCAACGGCAAGCCAGUCAAAAGAUCGCCGAUAUAAGAAGCUGGAGCUUCCGCACGCCACACCAAUGCCUCCCCGAGCCACUACUCAGGCGACAAUUUCUCGCAGCAACAACCCCUCAACGCGCAGCGUUUCCGCUCCUUACCGAAGGCCUUCCGGCCAACCAAAGUCUACAAGACAACAAUACUCUGCUUGUGGUGCAUGUCGAAUGCGACGAGUCAGAUGCGACCUGAAGGACCUCCCGGUUGCUAAUGGUCCUCACCCAACUUGCUCCAAUUGUCUCGAAAGAGGCUUAAAAUGCGACGAAUUUGCCGAUGUCAAAGCCGUCAAGCUACUUCGACGCGGCCGUCGUCUUCAACAAGUCGAACAGAUUUACGGGAAAGGUGCCCCGGUCGACGAUUCAGCCACAAUACCCCUCCCGCUUGCAGCCCGUCUGCCCAGCAUUAUUCCUCAGCUGAAACCUGAAUUCUUCGCCUCCUCUUUCUGGGCUUGGUUUAGCGCACAACGCCCAAUCCUCGACCCGACCGAGAUCCCCGCGCGAUUCUUUGCUCAUUCCAAAGGGACGCACUCGCUGGGGAAUGAAGGCAAAAUUCUUAUGCACCUGCUUGUCGUCUGGGCAGCUUCGUUUGGCAUCGAUGAAAGUGGUACCCCCGAGACAGAAGAACUGCGACCAUCCUCGGCGUCAGGAGAAGAUCACUCAACUGUUACUUCUCGCCCUAGUAGCACUCUCAUUGCCGAGGGAACAAGAGCCGAGCGUAAAAAUCGCACAGAGGCCAUGGUCCAAGAGAUCCUCGCCCUUAUCGACUCACACGGCGUCAUGCGUCGACCAACUUGGGACGGGGUUCGAGUACUACUCUUGAUUCUACCUCUCAUGGAAGACAUAUCAAUCUCACCCCUCGACCGCCGCUGUAUGUACGAGGCUACUCUCAAUCAAGCAGCAGCCUGUGCGCUUUCUGGUGGUGCUUCCAUGUCGUUGCAUUCAUUUCCUCAUGCUUCUGACGACUCGAUCGUCCGAGCCAGGAUACUCUGGUAUGCUUAUAUGCACGAAGGCAUCACCACUGGAAUGCGCGGUGGUCGAUUCAUCCUCACCGAAGACGAUAUCCAAUCUUUUCAAAGUACCAUCCCCACUUUUGGCUUUAAUCUUGGCACCAACUCUCCACUACCAUCUCCAGUCUCGCCAUCAUUCCCUCCUCACAGCUCGCUCCCUCUCUCAAUUCCCCAUCGUUUAAUUCACCCACAAAGCUCUCACCCCCAACUUGGUUCACCUCUUCGUGCAUAUAUGAACACCGUUGAUAUAUUCUCCAUUCCCCUUGAGCUUAGCGCCGUCUGUCGACGCGUCUAUGUCGUUCUCACUGGUCCUCGCGCUGCCCGGCAGGCACAGGAAGGCGGGGGCAUUGAUGCGGAGGGAAUGCGAAACAUUUGGGACGGCCUUGAACAGUGUUGGGAGGACUUUGAAUCUCUUCGAUGUCGCACAGAUCUCGAUGAAGAGUCUUACCUCUUUAUCACUGCGUGGCAGAUUUACAUUUUCGAAUGCCACAACAUCAUCCGUGAAACCUUAAAACAAUACUCGAUGCACAGCGCAGAUGCGGCCCUAUACGCCACGCCACCCCAUUCAGCGGGUCGGGGAGCUACCUUUUUACCCCCGCACCAGCUUCAUGCGAUUGCUAGCCGCAAGUGUCUCCGAUUGCUUCCAGCGGUCUUGUCGCUCUUGCGUUCGCACUUUGGGCGUGGGAAUCAGAGCAUAUUUGCCUGGGAUGCUGGUCUUGUUCGUGAUGGAUGCUUCUUUGUAGGCUUCCUCUGUGCUACCAUCGACAAUGACGCACAAGAGUUCGUCGUGGAGAACCGGGAGUUUAUGCACCCUGAUAUGGAGGGCAUACGGUCAACUUUGGACACCGAGGAAGGGAUCCGUCUCUCUUUGGCAGUGCUCAAAGAAAUGGCCUGGGCAUUCUCCAAAAGUGAAGAGCGGGAAGACACGGUUCGACGGAUCUGGGACGACAAAAAGAAACGCAAGCUCGAACAACAACAUGCUGCCGCUGCUGCUCAUCAUGGCUACGAUAUGGACUAUCACGCUCCACCACCGCCAACUGCCUAUUCCGACCAGUCCUCGUCCUAUUCAUCAUUCCCACCAAAAUGGGUUUCUGAUGUCGACCCAACAUCACAUCUGCCUCUGAUACUUGGUGAUCGACCUAUUCUACCACCACUUAGCUUACUCAACCAUGGUGCCUCUCCGCGGCCAGGUCCACUCGAUUCCGCGCCUAGUACUGGUUAUAGCAUCGAUGGGUCCGGGGCUCGUGGGAGUGGCUGGCCAACCUACACCCCGCCUGGAACUGCGACAUCGGGGACAAGCACGAGUACAGGCGUCAGUUCAAAUGGCUCGCCAAUAUUUCCGAGCGUCAAUGCUGGAGAUAUGCCGCAAUUUAAGACCGAGGCGGAUACCACAAAUCCGUUCUUCCAUAUGACCCGCGAUUUGGACCACUUCAGUUUCAACUCGCCUGUGACAGUGCGGGACGGAACAGAAUGUUAUGGUGCGCCAACGGGGCUUCUCAAUCCUGUCAGCGGUGCUGUCUUCGACGCCGCUGUCCUGACUCAUUCUGACCACGAUGACAUGGACGCUUGUGGUCAAUUUGGUGAGGCUUGCCCACUGUACCACUAA